This is a messenger RNA of Capronia epimyces CBS 606.96, 2232 nucleotides long. RefSeq names its product DNA mismatch repair protein MLH1. Gene Ontology annotation, molecular function: ATP-dependent DNA damage sensor activity; ATP hydrolysis activity; mismatched DNA binding. Gene Ontology annotation, biological process: mismatch repair. The record is from RefSeq and is a predicted model, not a curated record. The coding region runs from base 1 to 2232 and encodes 743 amino acids. Gene Ontology annotation, cellular component: MutLalpha complex. NCBI's taxonomy places the organism in Eukaryota, Fungi, Ascomycota, Eurotiomycetes, Chaetothyriales, Herpotrichiellaceae. The transcript is spliced from 2 exons.
AUGUCAAACCUGUCUUCCCUCCUGGUGGGUCACCGUGUUGCUAACUGGGAGAACAAGGCUCUUGAUCAAGAUGUCGUCAACAAAAUCGCCGCCGGAGAAAUCAUUGUGGCUCCUAUGCAUGCCUUGAAAGAACUACUGGAGAAUUCGGUCGAUGCUGGUUCGACGGCCAUUGAAGUGCUUGUCAAGGAUGGCGGCCUCAAACUUCUCCAGAUCACUGACAAUGGCCAUGGAAUCGAAAAAGAUGACUUGCCCAUUCUCUGCGAAAGGUUUACUACUUCCAAGCUGAAGAGCUUCGAGGAUCUCAUGUCUAUCGGCACUUACGGAUUUCGGGGAGAAGCUUUGGCUAGCAUUAGCCAUAUCGCCCAUCUGAGAGUCACCACAAGGACUGCAACCUCGAGCUGUGCCUGGCAAGCUCACUAUGCUGAUGGCAAACUGACACCGGCAAAACCAGGUCAGAGUGCAGACCCUAAACCCUGCGCUGGUCGUCUCGGUACUCAGAUCACCGUGGAGGACUUGUUCUAUAACAUCCCCAAUCGUCGGCGAGCGUUUCGGUCCCCUUCGGAAGAAUACGCCAAGAUUCUCGAUGUCAUUACACGAUAUGCCGUCCACCGCGAAGGAGUAGCCUUCUCAGUUAAAAAGUACGGUGAAUCUGGAGCCGGGUUUUCGGUGGCGGCUGCUGCAACCAAGACUGAUCGAAUCAAACAAGCCUAUGGCGGAGGUGUGGCAAAGGAACUGAUGGAGUUCGGGACCGAGGAUGCCAAAUGGGGGUUCAAAGCCUCGGGAUAUGCCACCAAUGCAAACUAUAGUGUCAAGCGGACGACUCUACUCCUGUUCAUCAACAACCGAUCCGUCGAGUCGUCGGCUGUCAAGAAAGCCAUCGAGCAAACCUAUCAGAUGUUUCUGCCCAAAGGCGGACACCCAUUUGUCUACCUUUGUCUUGACAUUGAUCCUACCAGAGUCGACGUCAAUGUACAUCCGACGAAGCGCGAGGUUCAUUUCUUGAACGAGGACGAGAUCAUCGACCUCGUUUGUGCCAAUAUCCGCGAGAACCUGGCCAAGGUUGACACAAGCAGAACAUUCAAGACGCAGACUCUACUGCCAGGGCUGGCCCCCAUGACACCCAUGAAUAAUAGAAGGGCCGUUGCAACAGCCGAGACGCCUGAUGGCGAUGAGAGUGCUGUUUCCAGAAGAGCGUCCACUACCAAAAAGCCGUACGAGAACAACCUGGUUCGCACCGACUCAAAGAUGCGGAAGAUUACAUCCAUGCUCCCUCCGGCUGUGACGAGAGGCGAUACCCAAGACGAGUUGCCGUCCACCAACAACCUUCGAUAUACAAACACAGGGCGGGAGCCAGUUCAAGUGCGGCUGACAUCGGUGAAGACUCUGAGGGCAGAAGUUCGAGAAGCCAUGCACAACGGUCUCACCGAAGUGUUUGCCUCCCUGACGUAUGUCGGUCUCGUGGACAGCAACCGGAGGCUGGCUGCCAUGCAGUCUGGAGUGAAGUUGUACCUCGUAGACUACGGUCUGGCUUCAAAAGAGUUCUUCUACCAAGUCGGGCUCACCGACUUUGGCAAUUUCGGCCUCGUCCAACUACAGCCACAGCCUAAGCUGCGAGACCUGCUGGACAUUGCGGCACAGUAUCAGAUUGAAACAGCUCCUGACUGUGCGGAUCUGGACCGGGGACAAGUCGUGCAGAAAGUCCACGACCAACUGAUGGGCAAGAGGCAGAUGCUCUCGGAAUAUUUCUCGCUCGAGAUCUCCGAUGAGGGUCUUGUAGAAGCUAUCCCGCUGUUGCUGAAAGGCUAUACGCCGUGUAUGGCCAAAUUGCCCACGUUCCUCUUGCGGCUAGGCCCGUUUGUGAACUGGACGCAGGAGGAACCAUGUUUCCGUACGUUUCUACGAGAACUGGCCUCGUUCUAUGUCCCAGAGCAGUUACCGUCGGGCAGACGCAGAGACGGCCCUCGCCCUUCCAAGCCCGAUCUUGCGGACACGGCAAUGGGAGGGACGGGAGGAGACGACCGCGAUCAAGAGGAUGAGGAUGAAGUUGAAGUCGAAGUUGACCAGAACCAGAACCAGACUGUCGACGAAAGACGGAAAGAGCUGGACCACGCUCUAGAACACGUCCUUUUCCCAGCCUUCCGGUCCCGCCUUGUCGCCACGCAGGACAUGUUGAAGGGCGUGGUCGAAGUGGCCAAUCUGAAGGGGCUGUAUCGUGUUUUUGAGAGAUGUUGA